ACAAAUACCCUUUUUGAUUAUCAGUUUACUCCGGACUGUCAGUCGGGUCGUACGGAAAACCCGCGCUUUUGCCGCGAAAAUGUUGCGGCAAAUAAUUAUUUUUAACGCAUUGUGCGUAUUUUUUGCGGCCAGUUUUAAUCUGGUCAAUCCUGGUCCUGCCUUUCCACCGACGAAAGGAGAAGUAUGGCCUAAACCGCAACAACAAAUAAAAGAAAUUACUUAUUUUAGACUAUCACCUUCAGUUUUUAAGUUUUCGGAAAAAGGAAUGACAUGCGACAUAUUACAAAAUGCCAUACAGCGGUACACUGCCGUAUUAAGGUCGACCCACCACAUAGCCUGGAGGCACUCCAAGAAAAUUUGGAAGUAUGUGCAGGUCGAGCCUCGACCCAUUGACCAGGACCCUGCCUUCAAAGGAAAUUUGCAGGAACUGCAAAUAGAUCUGAAGAGACAGUGCGAGGCGUACCCACAUUUAGAUAUGGAUGAGAAAUAUAGUCUCAAUGUAUCUACGGUGUCAACACUGACCAGUGACUCGAUAUGGGGCAUCCUCAGAGGAAUGGAGACUUUCGCACAACUAUUUUACAUGUCUAACGGAUAUAAAGAAGUUCUGAUAAAUUCAACGCAGAUCGUCGACUUCCCUAGAUAUACCUACCGAGGCCUCCUGAUCGACACAUCGAGGCAUUACAUUAGCGUAGCAAAUAUCCUGAAAACCUUGGACGCCAUGGAAAUGAACAAGAUGAAUGUCUUGCACUGGCAUAUAGUGGACGACCAGAGUUUCCCUUAUCAGAGCGAGAAAUUCCCGCAGUUAAGUGAGCAAGGCGCUUACGACCCUUCGAUGAUAUACACCAAGACGAAUAUCAACCAGAUCGUCACUUACGCCAGGGACAGGGGCAUUCGAGUUCUUCCCGAAUUUGAUGUACCAGGACACACAAGAUCUUGGGGAGUUGCUUACCCAGCUAUCUUGACGAAAUGCUAUCAAUAUGGCGAGAUGGUUGGCUUAGGGCCUAUGGAUCCCACCAACAAUGUUACCUACAAACUCAUCGGGGAUCUAUUCAAAGAGGUUCAGGAACGAUUCCCGGACAAAUACUUUCAUCUGGGGGGUGAUGAAGUGGCUCUGGAGUGCUGGUCAUCAAAUCCGGAUCUAAUGAAAUUCAUGAAUGACCACAAUAUGACUUCGGCCAGCGAAUUACACGCUUACUUCAUGACCAACGUCCUUCCAUUACUGGGCCAGAAGUCCAAGCCCAUUGUUUGGCAAGAAGUUUUCGAUGAAGGUGUAAAACUGCCCAGCGAUGCCAUCGUACAAGUUUGGAAAACUGUUGGCCCUGAAGACAUGGUCCGAAUCCUCGAAGCCAAUCACAAAGUCAUCUACUCGUCAUCAUGGUAUCUGGACUACUUGGCUACGGGUGGAGACUGGGACAAAUUCUACACGGUUGAUCCUCGACAGAUGAUCCCAAGACAUUACAAAGAGUUGGAUCUCAACAACAUUCUGGGAGGCGAGGCUUGCAUGUGGGGCGAAUCCGUCGACGAUAGAAAUUUGAUUAGCAGGGUAUGGCCUCGUGCAAGCGCGGUGGCCGAAAAACUGUGGAGCGCCGAACAACCUCGUUUCUACUACUACAGGCACGUCGCCAACGAAGUGAGCUGCCGGCUAGAGGAGCAUGCUUGUCGCAUGAACCGCCGCGGCGUUCACGCACAACCGCCCAACGGACCCGGAUUUUGCGUCGCUUAAACAUUUGUUAGUUAACAUAGUUACCUACUGCAAUUCGUGAUUAGGCAUAGUUACUUUCUUAAGAUUUAUAAACAAUUAAAAGUUUUUCUUUAUUAAA
This is a messenger RNA of Helicoverpa armigera (cotton bollworm), 1820 nucleotides long. Its product is annotated as beta-hexosaminidase subunit beta. Bases 80 to 1723 code for a protein of 547 amino acids. Gene Ontology annotation, cellular component: membrane; lysosome. NCBI's taxonomy places the organism in Eukaryota, Metazoa, Arthropoda, Insecta, Lepidoptera, Noctuidae. The record is from RefSeq and is a predicted model, not a curated record. Gene Ontology annotation, biological process: carbohydrate metabolic process; glycosaminoglycan metabolic process; ganglioside catabolic process. Gene Ontology annotation, molecular function: beta-N-acetylhexosaminidase activity. The transcript has 10 exons.